CAAAAUUGAAAACCCCUAGGAACAGAAACAAGACUGCGGAGGAAUGCAUAGAAAUAUUAAAGUUAAAAAUGGUUGUAUUUGUGUGCUGGAAUUGCAGUGCUGUGUUCUUAUUUUUGCACUUUAGGGGAUUUAAAAUAUAGUGAACAUGGUUUAUUUUCAAAGUGGAAAACACUUGUAUGUUUGGGUUUUUUAAAAAGACACUUACCAAUUUAAGUCACUACUAUAUCCAGGUCGUUAUAAUUAUAAAGUCUUCAGAUAUCUCACGGUUGUUUUUCUUUCUUUUUUUCCUCAUAAGGCAUUCACCCACAGAAGUGCAUGAGGGUGGGGCACCAGAUCACAUUUUGCAGAACUCUAAUGCAAUAUCACAACCAGAAUAUGGACGUUGGUAAUUUGACUAGAUUGCGCAAAGAAAGAAUCGAUCACUGGAAGCAAAAGCUUUCUGUUCACCACAGGUGAACAGCUCUUUCCACCAGAAAGGAUAAACAUGAUUUUCCACCUGGGCUCCCCAGCUGGCUCCUGGUACUUGGUGUGAUGGAGAGUUACCGUGGUUAUGCAUGAACGUUGGGUUACAAGCACCCUGGCAUCAGAACCUCUGUUAAACAUUUCUGUCCACAGCACCCGAUGGUGUGCUGCACGUGGAAAAUACUUGUUGACUCAAGACUGUCUCUCUGCAGAGUGUAGUCCCUACAAGUGACAGCAUCUUGCUUUGAAAUUUUGUCUGUGAUUCCGCUACCCCUGACGAUUUGACAUAGUCAACAGGAUAUAGAGCAACACAGCAGAAGAACAGAGAGCUCCAGCACUGGAUGUGUCCUCCCGCCAUGGCCACCACCACCUCUUCUCUGCCACCCACCACCAAGGUGGCCAGUUCUGAGGACAGCAGCUCCUUCUAUGACUAUGAGUACUACCUGGACGGCGUGGCCUUCAUGCUCUGCAGGAAGGACGAGGUGCUGUCGUUUGGCAGAGUCUUUCUGCCACUCUUCUAUGGCCUGAUCUUUGUGCUGGGCCUGGGCGGGAACCUCCUUCUCUUAGUGGUCUUGCUCCGGUAUGUGCCUCGAAGGCGGAUGACCGAGAUCUAUCUGCUGAACCUGGCCAUCUCCAACCUCCUGUUUGUGGUGACGCUGCCCUUUUGGGGCAUCUCUGUGGCCUGGCAUUGGGUCUUUGGGAGUUUCUUAUGCAAGGUGGUGAGCACCCUCUACACCAUUAACUUGUACAGUGGCAUCUUCUUCAUUAGCUGCAUGAGCCUGGACAAGUACCUGGAGAUUGUUUGCACUCAGCCCCACCACCGGCGGAGGACCCGGGCCAAGAGCCUGCUCCUUGCAGCUGUCCUGUGGGCUGUGGCCCUGGCUGUCUCCAUCCCCGACAUGGUCUUUGUGAGGACGCAUGAAAAUGCCCCAGGCAUGUGGGACUGCUUUGCGGAUUUUGGGGGGCAUGGGACCAUCUGGAAGCUCUUCCUCCGCUUCCAGCAGAACCUCCUGGGGUUUCUCCUCCCCCUCCUUGCCAUGAUCUUCUUCUAUUCCCGCAUUGGCUCUGUCCUAGUCAGGCUGAGGCCCCCAGGCCAGAGCCGGGCUCUGAGGAUGGCCAUCGGCCUGGUGGUGGCCUUCUUUGUGCUGUGGUUCCCGUACAACGUCACCUUGUUUCUGCACUCGCUGCUGGACCUGCAAGUCUUUGGGGACUGCAAGGUCAGCCAGCACCUGGACUACGCACUGCAGGUGACAGAGAGCAUCGCCUUCCUCCACUGCUGCUUCACCCCCGUCCUCUAUGCGUUUUCCAGCCGCCGCUUCCGCCAGUACCUCAAGGCUUUCCUGGCCACUGUGCUCAGACUACACCAGGUUCCUUACCUUGCCCAGGCCACACCGUCCAGCUGUUCUGAGAGUAGUUGGCUCAGUGGCCAAGAAGAUAUAACUGGCAUGAAUGACCUCGGGGAGAGGCAGGCUGAGGACUCCCCCAACAAGGGGGAUGCGGGGAAAAAUUCAGCCUGAGUGGCCACACCACAGUCCAUGAGAGCAGAUGGGACCCAGCUCAGCUGCACAUCCACCAAAGUCCUCCCUUCAGAGGUCUCAGUGACCAUGUUGCUAAACCAGUCAGUUCUUGGUCCUCAGCCAUCAGCAGCGUUCGCUGUCUCCUGUCUUCUCCCUCCUCUUUCUCCACUGCCUUCCAGGACUACAUACUCACUGGCCUGAAUGGCUGCCGUAGUUGCCCAGCUGACCUCUGUGCUUCCUAUCCUCGUGCUCUCCGGUCAUCUAAUCUACACCCAGCAGCCAGAGUAACCACAACACCCUCAGCCAUCUCUUCCAUACCCCUCAGAGUAGCCCGAGGCCUGCCACCCACCGGACUGCAGCCUUCCCUGCGGCGCAGCUGGGGAAAUAUUACUGCAAGAUUGUUGACUGUCACAGCCUUGAUGGUGGAUCCAGGGUCUGGCAGUCAGGAGGGGCUGGAGGUGCUCCACACAUGGGAGUCUGCGGGUGGGAGGCAGAGUGAACACGUGUUCCUGGUGGUCCAGGAGCAUCUGCCUCCCACGCCGCCUCUCAGGAGCCUUCAGGGCUCCCUAGACCCUGCACUGUCAAGUCCAGAACAUUUGUCCAAUUUAAGGCUGGAGCUUUCACAAUUAGAAUCCCAUACACCGUUUCACCCUUGUAUUCCUUCGCCUCCCUUUUCAUUUCCUGGUUGCCACACCCAUUGUUCUUUCCUGCACGUUCCCAUCUUUGCUUUUGCGCUUUCCGGCUCCCUUAUGGAACAGGGAUCAUUUUCCAGCCAGGUAUCCCCUCACCCUUGUCGUGUAACUGAAUCCUACUUGCUCUGAGAAACCACUCUGGGGUCACUCUGCCCUGUGCUUUGGGUGGAGGUUGGGUAGAGCAUGGGUCUUUGACCAGUGAUGGCCUUAUGUUUCCCUGGCACAGUGAUUCAUUUAUGGAUGGGCACAUGACCCAGGCAGAGCUUGUGAAAUGUCACUUGACUAGAGCACGCUAGAACAGAGGCAUGAAACUGAAGCCGAGGGGAUGUGAGGUCUGGAGCUGCUCCCUCAUCGGCUCGAAGUUCAGAAGGUGAGGUGACAGCAGUGAGUGAGCAGAUCCUGGGGUCAGCGCUCGAGCCCUAGAAUCAAGGCACGGCUGAAGCUCAUCCCAAGCCUGGACUUGACGGUGACACGAACCAAUAAAUUCCUUUCCAGUUUGGGGUGGUGG
Messenger RNA from Kogia breviceps (pygmy sperm whale), 3179 nucleotides. The record is from RefSeq and is a predicted model, not a curated record. NCBI's taxonomy places the organism in Eukaryota, Metazoa, Chordata, Mammalia, Artiodactyla, Physeteridae.